Messenger RNA from Trichophyton rubrum CBS 118892, 685 nucleotides. RefSeq lists its product as uncharacterized. The transcript has a single exon. The record is from RefSeq and is a predicted model, not a curated record. Bases 1 to 657 code for a protein of 218 amino acids. Lineage: Eukaryota; Fungi; Ascomycota; Eurotiomycetes; Onygenales; Arthrodermataceae.
AUGGAUUUAGUUCCUCCCCCUCGCCCUCUGCACGUCUCAGAGCACAAGAAUAUGGCAGCAACACUCCAUCGAAGCAUCGGAAAGAAAAGGUUUCUUUUGAUAGAGAGUAUGCAAAACCCUAAACCUUUCGAGUAUACCGACACCAAUUAUGAAUCAGGUCCUACUUUAUCUGUAGUUACCCCUACACGACUGCCCACUCAGCCACAGGGCUAUGGAACCCCAGCCUUAUCCUUGCCCCAUUACCCAGUACCGCCAGCGGAACAUUACCAGUCCUUGUCAAGAGACACCUCCGGGAUGCGAGGAACAUUCCAUUCGCCUUAUGCACAGUUUUCUACAGAGCAAUCCCCGCCUAGAGAACUCUCACAGACAAGGGAGACGACCUUACCGCACCGUCCACCACCAUUUGGUCACCAUCAAUCUCUAUCCAGAGAUCCAUCCAUGAGACAAGGAGGAUCUCCAGACAGACAGACUGAGAGACACGACUCGGGCCCCAGGGAUAAAGGCAAAGGGAAAGCCAAAGAGCGCCUCGAUAGUACUGGAGGGUGCAAUCUCAGGUCUCGUAGCGACAAGGGAGAGAGCAGCAAAGGCAGGGGCAAAGAUAAGGACGAUGAUGAAAAACGGGGCAGGUUUCCUGGACCGUUUUCCAGGAAGUGCUGAGAGGAUGUCAAGGAUAUAACUACUCUCU